Molecule: messenger RNA, 2718 nt
Organism: Leishmania braziliensis MHOM/BR/75/M2904
Lineage: Eukaryota; Euglenozoa; Kinetoplastea; Trypanosomatida; Trypanosomatidae
Exons: 1
Coding region: 1-2718 (905 amino acids)
Source: RefSeq, a predicted model, not a curated record
AUGGACCUUCUUCCAAAGUAUCUCAACGAGUUGCAGGACUCGAACAAAAUGAAGAGGUGCGCAGGGUACAAGAAAAUACACGAUCUUGUCAAGACACAAAAGGGGAAGCUGUCAAAAGACGACGAGUUUUCGAUUAUUAGGUCAUGUCUGAAAGGAUUUGAGGAUGCCUCGGAGCGUUCACGAGAGGAGGCGGCACAGAUAACAAUCGAGCUCCUACCAGGUCAAGACGCGAGCAUUUUGGACUGGGUUCUUCCUUCUGUCGUCACACGCAUUGGAGUCGUGCCAGUUGCUGAAGAGAGCGAGGAGAUUAGGCUGCUUCUCCUUCGACUCGGGGCAGCCUGCAUGACGUACUUUCCGCACGAUAUCGGAGCGAGGAACUACAUCGACUUUUUCCUAGUACUACUAGAGAAUUGUUUUCGUGACCCUUUCCCAGACCUCAAGAAGGAAGCGUGCAAGGCAACUUGUCAGCUGUGCUCCAUCGAGCCCAAGCAAGUAAAGGCGAUUAGUAUACCGCUGACAAAAGUUCUAAAAGAUUCAUGUCUUCUGCACAAGCACAGCGCUGUACGGUGCGAGGCGGCCCAGACGCUGACUGUCUUGUUUCGAUGUGGAGCCUCUGAGGCACUGAAAGACGGAAAGAACGACCCCGAGAGCCGGACAAUGGCGUCGGAGCUGUUUGUUCUGUGCAACGACCAUAGCGAGCCAGUUCGACUAGCAGUCCUCUCAAUUUUGUCAUGCGCAUUGCUGGAUGUCAAGGAGCGGUUGGAGAUGCACGCUAAGUACCUACCACAUCUCCUGAUUCUUGUGACUGAUCCAUUCGAUGCUGUUCGCAACAUGGCGCACAAAAUUUUGGAGCAGGUCGGACAACUUUACAUGAUCGACAACGAGGACAAUCGGAUUGAUAUGGCGAACAGGCGCAUCACUAUGAAGGAUAUUGAAUGGUACGGCGAUGACGAGUAUCCUUCCAUGACAUUCACAACGCCAUCAGCAGAGCACUAUGAAAUUGUUCAGAGGCGUCCAAGCCUGGGGACUCGCUACGCUGUCGCAGACUCCGUUCGGGGUUUUCUCGAGAAGAUUCUUGGGGAUAUCACCGCUGUUGACUGGGUGAUUCCCUUCUCCACUAAUAAUCGCAAGGUGGUGGCCCUAAAGUUGUUGUGGACAACCAUCUACUACUGUGAAAAGUCCUGCGUGCAGUUCACUGAGCGUAUUCUUAACGCUGUGUACAAGGCGUUCGCCGACGAAAACGUCGAGGUCAAGCAGGAGGCGACGUUUUGUAUUGAGAUGCUGGGGAAGUUCCUGGUCCCUGAGCAGUACCUGCCAUUUCUUAUCGCUAAGCCAGCCGCGAAUGCUGACCCGUACGUGGAUGUGUCUGUUAUCGAAAGAUCGCGCAACAAAACUGUGGUGCUCACUUCUCUCGAUGAUUCGUGCAGGGUGACGCCGACACUGUUCUCGACGGCAGCUGUGACGGUCAAGUGCUCGAUUCUGCAAACGCUAGCGUACCUUAUGGAGGGUUCCAAAGAAAAGCUGACCCCGGGUCACUCUACCCUAAUCAUUCAGGCGUUGACAACAAGCGAUUUGAUCGAGUGUGAGAACGAGCAUCUUCUGACUGCGCUUCUUACGACACUACAAAAGGUCAUUUCAAUCUUUGUAGCAAGGGGAUUCAUCGCCUCCCCGGAGCGCCCUCACCCCAAGGAGGUGCUCUGCGAUCCAAAACAGAGGACACUAGAUUCUGUUAUUCUUCACUCCUUGCUGCGUAUCAAGAGUACUGAAAUACCUGUGGUUCAACUGAAGGCUGGUGAAGUAAUCACAAUGCUGUCGACAUUGGUGACGGGAUCACUUACUGGCAUCCAUACCCUGCAUGUAGGGCGAUUGCUGUCACGCUACGGGGCGGCCCUUCCGGUCAGCGCUUUCAGUGAUCUGGUACUGAAUGCGGACAGCGUCGGGGCGCUUGGCAGAGUGCUCACAAACAUCUUUGAAUCACGACUUACGGACGUCAACUUUGCAGUCAAGGUAACAGAGGAGCUACGGUACUUUACCGUCCUAGAAAAGCUUCUCUGGUGCAGAACCGAGGCCUUUGGACCAAGCGAGGUCACUGAGCUGCUGCGCGCUGUCGUCCUGCCGUUAGCAACUUUUCAGCCGGGCAACACUGCUCACCUUUUCCGUAAAGUGGCUGUGAACUGCCUGUGUGCUCUCCUCGACCCAGUGUACUGCGAUGCCCUACAGGAAGAGCUAGUGAAAAACAGCAGCGUCCUAUCCACUACGAUCAUAAACACUUGGUGUGCAGCUUCCGACGCCGACGACGGCGAGAUGCGACUUGUUUGCAUGUCAGUCCUUGGCGAGGUCUGCCGCUUACCAAUGCUGAAAGGAGCUGCGCAUGAAAUCAUUCAAUCCGUGCUUCUGCGCUUCGACGAUUCAAACGAUUUCAUACGCUUGCGUACCUCUAACGAGCUGAUCCGGCUCCUUGCCGACGACUGGGGCGCGUCACCGUUUAUUGUGGAGGAGUUAUCAGCACAGGUGGUGCCCCUCGUGAAGAAGAUGCUCGUCUACCUGGAUGACACGGAGGAGACGAUCGGCAUCCGACCUUCUUUGGCAGGGGCCUUGAAAAGGUUGGGUGAUAUUUCGCCGCAUAUUGUUGUUGACCUAACUCGGUCCGCUCUAGGGCGACACAUGGAAAGGUGCUACUGUCAAGACGUGUUAAACUACCUGGAGACUAAGUACUAG